Messenger RNA from Cyprinodon tularosa, 762 nucleotides. RefSeq names its product adenosine deaminase tRNA specific 2 (gene adat2). The transcript has 6 exons. Gene Ontology annotation, biological process: tRNA wobble adenosine to inosine editing. NCBI's taxonomy places the organism in Eukaryota, Metazoa, Chordata, Actinopteri, Cyprinodontiformes, Cyprinodontidae. Bases 122 to 682 code for a protein of 186 amino acids. Gene Ontology annotation, molecular function: zinc ion binding; tRNA-specific adenosine-34 deaminase activity. Gene Ontology annotation, cellular component: cytoplasm; nucleus. The record is from RefSeq and is a predicted model, not a curated record.
CCCAGAUAAUCUUCCCCAAUUAUUAGCGAAGCGAGUUUAUUAUGGUUCGAAAGUCAUAAUAAUCCUGAUUAUAGUUUCUUUGCAUUCAGACUGUCGCUGUGGAGCGACAGCAGCAGUCUCCAUGGCAACAGAAGAGGGUCGUAAAGCCGAGCCAGAGGUCGUUUUUUCUGUAACGGAGGAAGAAAUCAACCGUUGGAUGUCUAGAGCUUUUGAAAUGGCCAGAGACGCUCUGGACAACGGAGAGGUUCCAGUCGGUUGUCUGAUGGUCCACAGGGACCAGGUGGUGGGGAAGGGAAGGAACCAAGUCAACGAGACUAAAAACGCGACUCGCCACGCUGAGAUGGUCGCUUUGGACCAGGUUCUGGACUGGUGUUAUCAGAAGAACCUGGACAUGAGGAUGGUUUGCCGGCAGACGGUCCUCUACGUGACGGUGGAGCCAUGCAUCAUGUGCGCUGCGGCGCUGCGCCUCGUCAAUAUCCCUCUGGUGGCGUACGGCUGCAGGAACGAGCGGUUCGGAGGCUGCGGAUCGGUUCUGGACAUCUCUACUGCAAACCUUCCCAACAGUGGGACCGCCUUCAGGUGCGUUUCAGGCCACAGAGCACAGGAAGCUGUGGAGAUGCUGAAAACUUUCUACAAACAGGAGAAUCCAAAUGCUCCAAAACCCAAAACGAGGACGGACUGACCCGCCCAGACGUUCCUGGUUUUCCGGCUGAGUUUGAAUCCUGGAUUUUAUUUCAUAAUAAAAGGUUUUUAUUUAAUGAC